Molecule: messenger RNA, 3170 nt
Organism: Colius striatus (speckled mousebird)
Lineage: Eukaryota; Metazoa; Chordata; Aves; Coliiformes; Coliidae
Gene: NSUN3
Product: NOP2/Sun RNA methyltransferase 3
Exons: 6
Coding region: 67-1062 (331 amino acids)
Biological process (GO): rRNA methylation
Cellular component (GO): mitochondrial large ribosomal subunit
Molecular function (GO): methyltransferase activity
Source: RefSeq, a predicted model, not a curated record
UCCUCGUAUCCGGUUUCGCUUUCGGUGCUGUACCCGCUCGCCUCGGGCUGCUAUACGGGACCCAGAAUGCUGGAAAAUAAAACAAAAGGAAAACUUCAAAAGCAGAUUUGUCAAGUUGUUUUGGAACAUUUUGAAAAGCAGUACUCGGUGGAACUGGGAGAUACAUGGACCAGUGUCAGAGAUGUACUCACAUCCCCAUUGUGCUGGCAGUAUGCUGUUCUGCUCAACAAGUUCAGCCAGCCCAGCGGCCUGGAGAGCACCUUGCUUCAGAGGGGGUAUCAUCCUGCUUUCCAAGGAAGUGUGCCCUGCCUUCCGACAUCACUUAAGUGUUACAUCAGGAGAACUCCUGGGAAGUUCCCUGCACAAAAACACCAGGCUGGUAAACUGAAAGACUAUUACCUACUGAAUGCUGCUUCACUGUUGCCAGUGCUAGCAUUGGAAGUGAAAGAUGGGGAAGACGUUUUGGAUCUCUGUGCUGCACCAGGGGGUAAAUCAGUAGCUAUACUGCAGUGUGCCUAUCCAGGUCAGUUUCACUGUAACGAAUAUGAUGAACUGAGAUCAAGAUGGUUGAAAAAGACAAUAGAAUCCUUUAUCCCGGAUCCUUUGAUUAACUUAAUAACAGUCUCUAAACUGGAUGGUAGACAGAUUGGAGAUCUUAAGCCUGAAUUCUAUGACAAGGUACUGGUUGAUGCUCCUUGUUCAAAUGACAGAAGUUGGCUCUUCUCUUCCGAUAUUCAGCAAGCUACACUUAGGUUAACACAGAGGAAAGAGUUAUCAUCUCUACAAUUCCAGCUGCUAAGGUCUGCUAUUAAAGCAUUACGUCCUGGUGGAUCGUUGGUCUAUUCUACAUGCACUCUCUCAAAGGCAGAAAACAGCGAUGUCAUAAAUCUGAUUCUCAAUUCCUGCAGUAACAUUGUGCCUGUAGACAUAAGUGAAAUGGCCAAAGCUGUUUCUCAGGAAUUCACUUUUCUCAGUGGUACGCAACAGCAUGAACUUCUGGUUCUCCCAGAGAAAGGGACAGCGUGGGGUCCCAUGUACCUAGCUAAAUUAAAGAAAAUGUAGUUGUCAUGGGUUUGUGUGGAGCCACUUUUUGCUUGGUUACAGGAAGAGGGGGCUGCAGUUCUGUCCAGUAACCAGUUCUUGAAACAUCCCCUGACUCUCAUGUGGACUCACCUCCAAGCUGACUGGGCCAAUCAGGCACCUCUGCCAUUACUAUUUAAGAAGGGAAACCUGAGCCGGAAGAGGAGGUGGAGGAGUGGUAGAAAAUGGAGGCAAUUAUGUGGAGCCCAUGGUCAGAGAAGGAGAAAGGCAGGAGGAGCGCUUUACCGGAGACCCCUCUGCAAUCCAUGGCGAGAACACAGGCUGUGCUGGAGAGCCUGUGGGCCCCAGAGACCCAUACAGGUAAUGGAGAGGAGCUGCAGCCCUCAGGAUGAACAUACGUAGGAGCAACCUGUGCAUUGUUGCCCAGUGUCUGAGGCACUUGGUGCUAGAGCAGGGAGGACCAGUGAGAAGCCUGACUGCCUUGAGCAGAGACAAAUGGCAGGAGCCAUUGGGAAAAAGACUGACUGAAACUCUCAUUCCCCGCCCUCCUGAGCCAUUCGUGGCAGGAGGAGGGGAGAACCUGAAGGGAAGGUGGCCUUAAAGGGCUGGUUGUGCUCCUCAUCAUUGUACUAUGUAUUGUUUCCCAUUUGUUAUAUUUUGGGGUUUUAUGGUUUUGGUAGUUGGUGAAUUAAAUUAAUUUCUGUUUUCUUCCCCAGGUUGCAUAGUCCUGCCUAUUUGCCUGGGACCAUAAGUGGCAAUUGAGCCCUGCCUGUCCUUAGGACAUUCCAAAGGUCGUCAGUACUUAUGGCCUAUCGUGGUCCAUUGUUCUUUGAUGGGCCUAAACCAUGACAGUAGUCCAUCUGAUGCCUGUUAGUUUUUAUAAGGGGUAUGUGAUAUAUUAAUAUUUAUUCCUAGUAUGGUAUGUGUAUAUGAACACAUCCAAGGCAAUUGAAUUUAGGGCACUGCAGUUUUGUACCAGCUGCUGCCUAAUAAACAAGAAGCUAGACGAUUAACAUAGUUUGUUUUCAAAUAAAGAAUGCAUCUUCUAAUGCAGACUUGUGGGCUUCCAUGAAGUCCUUGAGAAAUCAAGGGAUCUUUAUAUAUUUUUUUUAGUAAUGCUCUUAGAUGGAUUUAUAUCGUAGAGUAUAGGCCUGUGUGGUGUGGUUUUGCAGUUGUUUUUUGUUUGUUGUGUUUUGGAUUUUUUUAAAAUUGCUAAUUUUGUUUUAAUAGAACAUAUUUUAAAACAAAUGGUCCAAAUGAUGCCUGCUUCUGAAGUCAUGGAAAUUCUACAUUCUUUCUGAAACAAGUCUAGAAAUCUGUUUUCCUGUAAGAACUAAUUUGUAUGCAGAGUCUGUCAUCUUAAGGGCUGACUAGUCCAAGCACUGGCAAAACAUGUUUCAUUUUCUAAGUUGUUUACUGGUUGAAAACCAUCUUUUGUUUACAGUCACAAAGGUCAGCAGCAACAUCAACACCAACUUUGACUUUUUUAAAUUUCUUUUUUUAAACUUACAUUGAAAUGUUCUUAAAACAGUAGGUUUGGUUGUGUUUAUCUUUGGCACUCAGUUUGUGCAGUAUAUCCAUCAGUCUCUGGAGCAAAUAACUUGAAAAAAAAGCAGAAUGAUUAACAACCACAAUAAUGGCACAGUAUUCAGAGAGUUGUGUUACAAUAAUUACAGUCACGUCGAGCAAAACACACAAUCUGGAGGAAUGGCUUAUCUACCGAGAAGGAACGUUACGUGAAUUCAUGAUGUCAUGAUACCUGUGGGGUGUGAGGAAAGAUUAUCCCUGUGAGAACAUAUACUGAUGUUGUUUUUAGAUUCCCUCAAUUCUACUGCAUAAUAAUACAGAUAAACGUAUAGACAUACAUUCACAUGUUCCUGUGUGUGUACAUGCAGUCUGUGCCUUCCUGUACUGCCUGUGAGUUAGGUGUAAAAAUUUUUGAUCCAGUAGUGCUUGAAUUAUACCUCUAAGUGGAACAUUUAAUGAUGUGUAUAUAUUGGAUUGAAUGCUUGUCUUGAAGUUGAAUGAAGCUUUUUCAUCCCCCUCUGAGCAAAGAGGAGUCUUUUCCCUGAUGGAAGCUUAUAAUAAUUGGUUUUAAGGAAUGGUGUUUUAAAGAACAGAUUUUUUUU